Messenger RNA from Zeugodacus cucurbitae (melon fly), 1494 nucleotides. It is a transcript of the gene Hs2st, whose product is annotated as heparin sulfate O-sulfotransferase. Gene Ontology annotation, cellular component: membrane. The record is from RefSeq and is a predicted model, not a curated record. Lineage: Eukaryota; Metazoa; Arthropoda; Insecta; Diptera; Tephritidae. The transcript has 8 exons. Gene Ontology annotation, molecular function: heparan sulfate 2-sulfotransferase activity. Bases 317 to 1390 code for a protein of 357 amino acids.
GAGAAAUCAAUUGAAAUUAUUUAACCCAUCCGGCAACAUCAUGGAAUGCAUUCCAACAUUUGUUUAACCACAAACAGCUGAUUGACAUUACAGCUUUCAAUUAGCAGUCGACAGGUAAAGGGUGUUUUCAGUUUUCUAACUACACCAGCUGCUUUCGUGCAACAAAUUCUUAAAUUUAUCAAAUGUUAAAUAAUUAAACUUAGCUAAAUGUGUAAACAAGUGUUGCGUACACAGAGAUAUCAGCGAAAAUGAGUGCCAGACAGCAGCAGAGUGCAUAUCUUAACGUAGUGAAAAACGUUUGUUGUUGUUGAUAAAGAUGAAGUGGCUAUUGUGUUGGCAUAAGAAAUUGAAAAAAAUGUUGGUCGGUUGGAAGCCAUUGCAUUGGUUUGUCUUUAGUGCGCUAUGUCUAAUGGGAUUGGGUGCCUAUUGGUACAUAUGGACAUCGGAGGUGCGCAUUGAAGAGACUUGGAGUAAUGCGAUAAAACCUUUGGGCCGCAUAGCAGCCGCGGCAAAUGGUGGCACACUAGCUCUGGAUAAUUUCGAUUAUGAAGAACAAUUAGUAGUGCUGUAUAAUCGUGUGCCCAAAACGGGCUCCACCAGUUUUGUUAACAUUGCUUACGAUUUAUGUAAGCGUAAUAAAUUUCAUGUCUUGCAUAUAAAUGUCACAGCAAAUAUGCAUGUGCUCUCGCUGCCCAAUCAGAUUACGUUUGUGCGUAACGUCACCAAAUGGCAUGAAAUGAAGCCGGCACUUUAUCAUGGUCAUAUGGCGUUUUUGGACUUUUCCAAAUUUCAAAUUGCGCACAAACCUAUUUAUAUCAAUAUAGUACGUAAGCCCUUGGAUAGGCUAGUUUCAUACUAUUAUUUUCUACGUUAUGGUGAUAAUUAUCGUCCGAAUUUAGUACGUAAAAAGGCGGGUAAUAAAAUUACUUUCGAUGAAUGUGUUUUAUCCAAACAACCAGACUGUGAUCCGAAGAAUAUGUGGCUGCAAAUACCAUUCUUUUGCGGUCACGCAGCAGAAUGCUGGGAGCCAGGCAGCGAGUGGGCAUUAAAUCAAGCUAAACAUAACUUGGUUAAUGAAUAUUUUCUGGUUGGUGUUACAGAGCAAAUGGAGGACUUUGUAGAUCUGCUUGAGCGUUCAUUACCGCGCAUAUUUCACGGUUUCCGCGAACACUAUCAACAUUCCAAUAAAUCCCAUCUACGUCAAACGUCAUGGAAGAUUUCACCCAACGACGAUACAAUCAACACCAUACAUAAAACGAAAAUCUGGCAAAUGGAGAAUGAGCUAUACGAAUUUGCAUUGACACAAUUCGAAUAUAAUAAACGCAAAUUGACUGUGCCCGAUAAUAAGCAUUUGCAAAAAUUCAUGUACGAGAAGAUAAGACCAAAAUGAUAGCAGUUGCGUAAUGCGAUUGCGAAAACGUCAAAGAUGCGCAAAAAAUGCACAAAUGUGAGAAAGUAAAUUGGGAGUGUGAUUUUUUAUAUAAUUUUUUUUUA